AUGGCGAGCAGGCAGCCAACCAACCUCGCUUCGCUGCCGCGAUCUCGGACGCCCUCACCUGGACCGGGGAGAUACAGGGGAGCUUUCCUCGAAAUUGGCUACCAGGAUAGCGAGUUUCGUCGUCACGCAUCAAGGUCAUCCGUCGAUAUUUGCCUAGAGCCUAUGCAACGGACGAGUCCUUACACCCCCUCUCGCGGACAUGAUCUGCGCUCUAUCUCUUCCCCUGAAAUUACGUUGCGCGAAGAAAACCGAAGAGGGGAAGACGUGCCUGUCGAAGGGACCGUCGUGCAGAGCAUGCAAACGCUUGCAGUCCCUGCGGCGGGCCCUUCUCGUCCACAUACCCCAGUACCGGGCGAUUCUGCCUCCGUAGUGAGCAUUGUAGUGCAUUCGCCAGAGGUCGGCUACGAUGGGCGCGACAGCGACACUGCCCUUACCGGACAAGCGCUUUCGUACGACAUUGGUGUCAGCAGGACUUCUUCGCCCUCUGCUUCAGAGGUGCAUGUUCCCUUACCGACGAUGCAGAGCUUGGCCGAGCCUUAUCACAAUCCCGCUCGCCCUAACGCGGGCUCCAGGGAACGGAAUAGACCCAGCUUGGAUGACCACGGAAUCUUCCCCAUUGACACACACAGUGUCAACCGAUACGCGAGGAACUUUGUCGUACCAAGCCACAAGUCGGGUUUACAGUUGCCACCAAUGACUAUGGACUACAUCGAUACUCCACUUCCCCUCGGCUGGGAUAGAUAUGUUCAUCCAGAAGGUCCAGUAUAUUACCAUCAUCCCACUGAGAACUUCCUUACGGAUGCCCGCAUAUGUGACCCGGAUGUGUACGAGAAGAUUCAGACGGCGAUGAAGAUCAUCGAGGAGGUCAAGCAUUCUCAUGGUUCCGAAUUCCCGCAGGACGCCGAAAUCGUACUUGAACUUCCAUCUGAAGGGGACGGUAAAGAGUCAUGCUAUUACUACUGCGUGAAUCAUCAAGAGCGUAUAUUGUUCUGGCUUGACGUCAUGGACCUUCACUCGACGAUCGGGCAUGUCCUUGGCGUCGAGAAUAUGUCACACAUCAAGGUUGAGCUCUCGGCCCAUUACUGGACACAUUGGGAGUAUUUCCCUCUCCAGCGUCGCAUAAGCGAGGACCUCCUUCGAGAGCUCCUUGGAAUCAUGAUGCAUAGCGGCGUCGGCAAUAUAGACAUGUUCACCUCUCGGCGGUCUACUUCGCCGUAUACGCACGAGGAGGUCAUGACUAUUAUGGAGUUCGUCAAGAACGUCAACUAUGUUCAGGAAAUCGGGGGUUAUUCUGCCUGCGUCGUUGGAAGAAUGAUGGCCCUGUUUCAUCACAACCGCUUCCUCCACUUCCACGGUCAGCACGCUGCCAGGCUAAACUAUAGCCAGCCACUACACGCGGAGAGUCAGCACCCGCCGACCUUGCUGAUCACCGUCGUAUCCCCGUUGCUGUUCUUCGCGCCAGACAUACAUCUUCGCCAUUUCCGCAUGAUAUGGGUUGAUAAAAUCGUGCACGAGCACGCAUGGAGGAAGUUUGUGGAGAAGAUUCAACAGGAGUGGGACAAGUUCCUCUUACCUUCCACCGUCCUGCUGUCCGUCAACGUGGCUUUCCUCGCGAUUCCGAGCGUCGACCAGACGAACCAGGCGCCGAACUUCAUCAGCAUCGGCGGCAACUCUACGUUCAGCAACCUGUCAAAUUUCGACUUCGAUCUUGCCUCGCCUCAGAGGUCGUGGGCGCAGAUCUUGUCGUAUAUAUCUACGACGGCCUCGAUUGGGACCAUCAUUCUCGGCAUGAUACUGGAUCGCCACUAUCGCCUAAACCACCAUAUGUCUGCUGCUGAUGCCUCUGAUACUCUACAGAAGAGAGCGCAUCCGUUUUACGGACUCGAGGUCCUAUCGAUACUGUAUGCGCUUCCCUACGCGCUGUUGAUGUGGGGGAUGGUCACAUUCGCGGUGUCGUGCUUCCUGCUCUUCUUCGACUCAACGACCGCCCGCACUCGAAUAAUGAUGGGCAUAUUAUCGGCGAUGUGCACGAUCGCCGUAUUCUGGUGCAUCAGCACGACGUGGGACGACCACCAUUCGUGGUCCAAGCAGCUCUCGACCGCGAUCAAGUAUAAGCGCCCCAACGAAGACUAUUACUACUAUGAAAGUGACUCGGAGUCGUCGGUUCAAGCUGCAGGCUCGAACUUCUGGAAGGAUAAAUACGCCGGGAUCGUCAUGCCACGAUUUCUCCGGCUCUUUACCUCCUUCCGGCGAAGAGAGAUGGGGACUGCUGUCUAG
Punctularia strigosozonata HHB-11173 SS5 is the source of this 2277-nucleotide messenger RNA. RefSeq lists its product as uncharacterized. The coding region runs from base 1 to 2277 and encodes 758 amino acids. The transcript is spliced from 18 exons. Lineage: Eukaryota; Fungi; Basidiomycota; Agaricomycetes; Corticiales; Punctulariaceae. The record is from RefSeq and is a predicted model, not a curated record.